Mercenaria mercenaria is the source of this 1003-nucleotide messenger RNA. Its product is annotated as complement C1q-like protein 4. The record is from RefSeq and is a predicted model, not a curated record. The transcript is spliced from 2 exons. Lineage: Eukaryota; Metazoa; Mollusca; Bivalvia; Venerida; Veneridae. Gene Ontology annotation, molecular function: protein binding. Bases 95 to 652 code for a protein of 185 amino acids.
UUAACUUCACACUGAACUACGGCAUUCAAGUGUAGAUCUGCUUUUGAAAAAGUAGGGUGAACUUUUCAAAAUAUAACUGGAAAUAAUUAUCAAAAUGAAAUCGUAUUACACACUCGUACUUCUCGUAUUAUUUUUUGUUUUUGGAUGCACCAAGGGAGAACCCGUCGAUUCAGAGGAAUUUGACCAGUUACAAGAUACAGUCUCUUUGCUUCAAAGAAAACUUGAUCAUUAUGUCUCAAUGAACAUGCCAAUCGCCUUUACAGCCGGGCUAUCGAGAACAAUCCAAAACAUGGGAACAAAGCAGAUCAUUGUUUUCAACAAUGUAUUCACAAACGUCGGGAAUGGGUACAACCCUUACAGCGGACAUUUCACCGCGCCAGUUAGAGGGGUUUACGCUUUCUUUCUCGUUAUAACAAAUAUUCCCGGAUACUCUUGCAGCGUUCAGCUUUUGAGAAAUGGACAAUUCAUCGGAUCAUUAUUGGCCCACUCAAAGGAGAAUAGGAAUUUUUUAACGUCAACACUUGCCGUCACAGCCAAACUGAAGAAAGGCGACCGGGUCUGGGUACAGAAUGCAUAUGGUUUCUCUCCAGUUGAAAAGAUGGAUGGUAAUAACUGGUCCAUGUUCUCCGGACAUCUCGUUGGUGCUUACUAGCAGAGGGAAAUGUACAUAGAACCCCUUUUUCAAUAAUGUUUAUUAGUACAUUUGUAUAGACAUUGUUCUCCUUUCAUGAGUCUCCUCAAGUCUUUUGUCAAACAUUUUUUUUUUUGAAAUUUAGAAAGCAUAUCUUAAAUUAAAACACUGUCAAAGCUAUAUCAAGCAGUCAGACAAAGGAGAGGUGUAAUGUGGUUGGUUAAAGUAGGUGGAAAGAAGAACAAAAUAUCAAUUCGGGAAGUGUUUGGAGCACGAGACUGCUUAUUACACAGGGUCAAAUGUAUAAUUAAAUAGUCAGUGGACAUAUGACAGAAAUUUAAUGGUUCUUUGUCAAUAAAUUAUAUAACACUC